Exophiala spinifera is the source of this 741-nucleotide messenger RNA. RefSeq lists its product as uncharacterized. Bases 1 to 741 code for a protein of 246 amino acids. The transcript has 2 exons. The record is from RefSeq and is a predicted model, not a curated record. NCBI's taxonomy places the organism in Eukaryota, Fungi, Ascomycota, Eurotiomycetes, Chaetothyriales, Herpotrichiellaceae.
AUGCAGUCAGACCUUCACAGCCUCCCUGUCGGAUCCCGGCCUGAAAAUGUUGUCCGCAACAGCGGCCCGGAUUCGCACUUGCUCGAAAGAUACAGACUCCGGGAACUCGCCGAAGGAUGGCCAAUGUAUCGCAGUGACGCCUGCGAAUGGGAAAAUUUCGAAUCCAUCUUCGACAGGGACGCCCACGUGUGCACGACGUGGUCAGGCAAGGUGCAUUACGAAGAUUUCAUUGCAGCGUCAAAGGCGGGAAUGGACGAAGGCAUUUUCAUCAUGCACCGCUGCCACGGCCUGAGUACCGACAUCAACGAAACCGCAACUCGGGCGGUGACCAAGAUGAAGGCGACCAUCACCCAGCGCUUCGUUCUGGAUGGCUGUGAGGUCGACGCCGAAGUCGAUUGCCGUUUCCUCUUCUUCUGGGACAAGGUCGAGAGCCGUGUCACACAUCUGCCGGAGUGGAAGGCGAAAUUUGUGCGUCACUGGUACGAGAAGGACAAGCUCAUCCCGGUGGACCCCAGGCGGGUGCCUGAGCUUGACCAGUGUCUCCUCGACAGGUUUCCUUCUGGCUAUCGCUAUUUGGCCUACUGCCAGCAAAAGUUGAUGGGGCUCCCGGUCGACACUGGCCUCCCAGGUCACAACAGAGAGAGAAGGACGCACGGAGGGUCCCACGAGGCCGCCAGAAUGCACGAUCUACUUUAUUGGCAGGCGAAAGAGUGGCUAGCAGGCUGUAAUCCUGAAUUCUGA